GCGGGGUCAAAGGGUCUCCACCAAAAGUUCAAAACACAAGAACAAGUUAAUCAAGGGCUGCGGAUGGUUUAUGAUUUUUAAAAAUUAUGUCAGAGGAUGAUGUUUUAAUUGGACCUGCCCUACCUCCAUGGAUUAAAAGCCGCACUAACGAUGACUCCGAUGGAGAAGUUGCAGGUCCGGCGCUUCCGCCGGGAUACAAACCGGCAGAUGAUUCUAGCUCGUCGGAUAACAGCGAACAGGAAGAGCAGGUGGUCUUCAAGAGAAGCAGGCCGGCUGUUAAACAGGAGAUAGGCGAUGGCCCGACAUCGAACAAGCAGCGUAAGGUGGAAGAAUCAGAGAAAGAUGAGAGGGAUGAAGAUGAAGGUUUCUUUGGGCCUGCUCUUCCACCAGGUUACAAGAAGCAGAGCUCGCCAGAAAGGCCGGUGCUGGGCCCUGCCCUUCCGCCAGGAUUUCUCAAGGCUUCACAUGUCAAUAACGAUGACAGCAAUGACGAAGACGGCCAGGUCUUCUCUGGGCCAGCACUGCCUCCCGAUUAUGUGGCAGAGGCGUCCAGCAGUGACAGUGAGGAUGAUGUCAUUGUUGGGCCUAUGCCUGCCCAGGGAGUCGCUUGCAGCAAUGUUGCCAUGGAUUUUGAACUCCGAGCAAGAAGAAUGAAAGAGAAACUUAUUCAUGGUGAUAGCAGUCCCAAGGAGCUCUCCCGGGAGGCUUGGAUGACCGAGCUUCCGCCUGAGCUUCAGCACAUUGGCCUAGGAGCGCGCAGCUUCAAGAAGCGGUCUGGACCAGAGGACAAAGAUCGCUCCAUUUGGACAGACACCCCCGCAGACCGCGAGCGCAAAGCCCAGGAAUGUCUGGAGAAGAAACAACGUGGUGAGCCACAGGAGGAAGAGUCACCACGCUUCUCCCAAAAAGACCUCCAGAUGGCAGAUAAGGUGUCCAAGUACAAUGAAUCCAAACGGGGAGAGUCACUGCUCAAUAUGCACACCAAGAAGAUGAAGAGCAAGGCCGAAGCAGACGCCAACAAGCCGGUGGAGAGGCGGCCCUUCGACCGAGAUGCUGAUCUCCAGGUGAACCGCUUUGACGAGGCCCAGAAGCAGACCCUGCUGAAGAAGUCCCAGGAGCUGAAUACUCGGUUCUCGCACAGCAAGGACCGCAUGUUCUUGUAGGUAGUGUGAGGAAAGUGUUUCAGAUCCUGUCCCAUCAGAUCAGCUCUUUAAUUUGGCAAAGGCGUAGGAUUUGGGGUCUGAUGAAUUGGGAGUUCUUGUUCAUAAUUGAACUUUGUUUUGUGAGUUGUGAGGUAUGUGUGUGUGUGUGUGUGUGUGUGUGAGAGAGAGAGAGAGAGAGAGAGAGAGAGAGGCACCAGAAAAAGAACAGAAAUAAUUCCCUUUUAUAGUCUGUUCCUAGCUGGGGAUUGCAUUUAAGGGUCCUCCUCUUGCAUCAGGUGGCAUGCCAGCAGGAGCCUAUCAACCACAGGGUCGUAUUUAGACUAAUAUGUUUACUUUCCGAGUGUAGGCUGAAUGAUCGUCAUCGUCAGAUAUUUUGAGGACCAGUGUGUUGGCUGUUCACUUUAAAAAUCUUUAAGUUCAUUUCAUGCAACAUCAAAUGUUACUCUCUCCUCAGAAUUUUAAAAAUGGAACUUGGCACCUGCAUUUUAUUUAUUUGAGGAAUACUUUGAGAUGCCAGAGUGUUUUUUUUAUAUAAAGUGAACAAUAUCUUGUUUUCAAACAUUUUUAUUGUCGUAUCUCAUGAACCAUAAGGCAUGUUGAAGGGCAUAAUAUUUUUUGUGAAGACUAAACAUCAGCAUUUAUCAUUAAAUUAAUAUUUUAAUCUUCUCAUAUGUUAUAAUUAAUGGGUAGUUUGGAGUUUUAAAUCCAUUGUUAGCAAUUGAUCCCAGUACUUUCUUGUAGAAAGUGAACCCAAAAUGAUCUGAGUUGAAUAACAUGCAGUUUUCCAAUCCAUGAUGUUUCAGAAACUUAAGGCCUGGUCAAAGUCAACCUACCCAACAGAUCAAUCCAAUUAGUACAGCUAGUUAUAUUAAAGCUUGUCACAUAAUUUGGAAGUGAUUUGAUCUUCUGUAUCAGUGGUUACCAAAGCCAGAAAUCCCAGGAGCACAACAAUUUGAACCAAAAAGAAUAGUUCUGAGGACUCAAUAUCUUUUUUUGGCCACUGGGUGGCGAUAAGCCCUCUGUUAGACUUCCAGCAACAAGUCUUUGUGAGAGUAAAAUACUACAUGUGAACAUUAAGUCAGCAUGUUUUCUUUGCCUGCCUGACUGCAUAUUCUCAUCAGGUUGGCAAAUAUCAUGCAAUUAUCAUUGUGAGAAAUUAAGCGUAAUUACAUAUCAUAAUUUGGAAAUUAAAAUGUCACUGAAAACA
Messenger RNA from Paramormyrops kingsleyae, 2370 nucleotides. It is a transcript of the gene gpalpp1, whose product is annotated as GPALPP motifs containing 1. NCBI's taxonomy places the organism in Eukaryota, Metazoa, Chordata, Actinopteri, Osteoglossiformes, Mormyridae. The record is from RefSeq and is a predicted model, not a curated record.